Symbiodinium pilosum is the source of this 756-nucleotide messenger RNA. The record is from the annotation of a GenBank genome assembly. NCBI's taxonomy places the organism in Eukaryota, Dinophyceae, Suessiales, Symbiodiniaceae.
UCACGGUUCACCUCUGCAGAGACCAAGCUGGAAGAGGUGGAGACUCAGCAGAGGCGAGCUACCAAAAUCAGUGAGAAGCUCUCUGCGGACGAAGCGGCGCACACGCAGGACAUCCUCUCGCAGCUGCGCAGCACCCACUCGCAGAUCGUGGAUGGAUCUACUUGCACGGCCAACGACCUCCAGCAAGUCUUGCAGGCAAGCCACGACUUGCAGAGUGUGUUGGAGCAGAAGGUUGACUCGUUGCUGUGGAAGCACACGAAACAGCAGCCGGUGCUUGUCGAUUUCAGUGGUUUGCAGCUUGCUGGGUCUGCACCGUCUGAGCAGGACUCGGAGAUGGUAAAAGUGGCGGCGGAACUGGCGGCGAAGGUUGACAGCCAGCUUUCCAAUCUCACCGCCAAGCUCGAGGCCUUUGCUGAAGAGGCGAAGCGCCGCACAACUGACCAGGAGACCAUACGCAGGGCUCCUUGCUGCGAUGCGGAGGUGCAGAGCGAAGUUGUGCAGGUCGCCGAAGCAGAGAUCCAAGCAACUGAAGUGCUGGCCAGGAAGAAGCGGGCCCGUGCCACACGCCACCAUGCGCGUGCUUCGCGGCUUUCUUUGGCACAGGCCAAAGAGCUACGGACAGGAAAAGCCAAAACAGGCAUGCCUGUCUUCGCGGACGAGUCUGAGAUGAAGAAGAACCUUCGGCAGGCUCUGGUGAAGGUUCCCUACAAUGUCCAUGACUACUACCGCACGGAAGGGACGCUCGGCCUUAGAUGA